Molecule: messenger RNA, 1571 nt
Organism: Bacillus rossius redtenbacheri
Lineage: Eukaryota; Metazoa; Arthropoda; Insecta; Phasmatodea; Bacillidae
Exons: 3
Coding region: 480-944 (154 amino acids)
Source: RefSeq, a predicted model, not a curated record
GGACAUACGCCAUUGCUAAGCACAUGUAUGUCUGUAGAAGAAAACUAAAAAAUACCAAAAAGACAAAAACACAAAUUAAGCAAAAAAUUGCUGGUCAACAGACUUAAUUUGUCUUUUUGGUAUUUUUUUUAGUUUUCUUCUACAGACAUAGGUACAUGUGCUUAGAAAUAGCGUAUGUCCUAAAGCUUACAUCAAGUCAUUUUUUUUGUGCCUCGAAUAAUUCGUAAACCGUUAUUUCGAAAAUGCUGUUACUGGUUACUAAAGUUUUGUGCGGUGUUGCGUUCCUCGCGUGCUUGUGACCCCGGUACCGGCGGGUCAGCGGGGUUGAGCGGGGAGGGCUAUAUCCGUGCGCCCCGUUACCGCGGGGGAGGUCAUAUAUACCGGCGCGCAGCCCGCGACCCUGCCUUGUCGCGCCAGACGCCACCCCUGCGGCCGCCUGGAAGCUCCGAGUGCUCGCAGCUACCCUCACAGGCGGCGGGAUGCUGAAGGUGGCGAGCGUGCUGCUGACGAUGGCGCAGCUGGUGGUGUCUGCGGUGAACACGCUGCUGGGGGGCUCGGACCUGCUGGAGCACGAGGACCACGGGCCACCCCACGAGGACCACGGGCAGUACCUGCUCCCGGUGCUGCUGGCCGGGACCGAGGGCCAGACGGGAGGGCUGGACCUCGUGCACCUCCUGCCAGAGCUGCUGCUCCAUAAGGUCGCCAAGGUGGGGGUGUGGGCCGUGGGCCUGGUGCUCGUGGCCCUGGUGGGCACCGCCUUCUCUGCCGCCCUCUGCAGCUUCACGUCGCUCUGCUCGCUCAAGUUCCCCGCGCUGGACCACUUGAAGCCCGAGGCGCGCGGCAUGCUGGCCGAGCUCGCCUCUCGCGUGGCCGGCGCCCUCGAAGAGUACGGCACGCGAGGGACCCGGCAAGAGCGGAGCGUUUCCAGCGACACAUCCUUCUAGGGCGGUGUCCUCACAUGAAAACUCAACUUGAAAAAUUUUUAUUUAUACUGUUGCCUAAACAAUGUACUUUUAAAGGCUAAAUUUAAUAAAGUUCUGUUAAUUUUUAGCAAACAAUUUAUCUUGGGCAUGGAGUGGAUAAAACGGACAUAGCUUUGCAGCUGGCCGAGAGCCUGGCUCAUGAGGCACCCUAGCGACACAACUACCGCGACUUCAAACUUCCAGGGCGGUGUCCUCAAAUGAAAACUCAAGUUGAAAAAUAUUUAUUUAUACCGUCGCCUAAACAAUGUACUUAAAGGGCUAGAUUUAAAGUUCUGUUAAUUUUUAGCAAACAAUUUAUCUUGGGCCUGGAGUGGAUUAAACCUUUGAAUAUAUAUAUAUAUAUACUGUAUAGAAGUCGCCAGCCCAGGUUAAAAUUUCUAAUACGGUUUUAAGGUAGUUGGUUGAUUCACCGCCGCAAUCUCGCCACCACCUCUAGGGCAUCAUCGACUUGUGGUGGUCCCUAGUGGGACAAGUGUCGAACUCUUCAAACACCCCUUCCCCCCUCCCUUUGAACGAACCUUGAGCUGCAGUGAAUGAUGGGUGGAGGGGUGCGGGGGGAAUGACAGCGGGCGACAGUGCUGCGCUCUU